Molecule: messenger RNA, 552 nt
Organism: Ipomoea triloba (trilobed morning glory)
Lineage: Eukaryota; Viridiplantae; Streptophyta; Magnoliopsida; Solanales; Convolvulaceae
Product: zinc finger protein GIS3-like
Exons: 1
Coding region: 1-552 (183 amino acids)
Biological process (GO): negative regulation of abscisic acid-activated signaling pathway
Source: RefSeq, a predicted model, not a curated record
AUGGCGACGGCGGGCGGGCAGUCCAGAGAAGAAGAUCGUGCGGCGGCGGCGGUGGCGGCGGAGUUUUCCUGCAAAUAUUGCGACAGGAAGUUCAAUAGUAAGCGUGCUUUGGGAGGGCACCAGAACGCGCACAGGAGGGAGAGAGCUAUGGAUGGGACUGCUAAGAGGAGUCGACGUGGCACCUUUAUGGAUUAUUAUCCAUUUUCUCCUCCUUUCGCUGGCCUUCCUCCUCUUCUCGCCAGCGCCGGCGCCGGCGCAGCUUCAAUGCCGCCGUAUUUGCUGCCUGGCCACCUGAUUCCCUCGCCGGAGAUUCCAGCCAGGCCACCGCCAUAUGUUUAUCCUUUUCCACCUGCUGUGCCGGUGGAAAAUUAUCUCCCUCAUGCUCAGGUUUUUCCGCCGGCGAUGACUAUCCCCGGCGCCAACACCUUUCCGGUGGGAAGUGUUCCCGCCAAUUCUGCUGUCACCCCAAUGCUUGGUUCCAUUGCUAGCAACUCGAAUCCAUGGAAUACUCCAGACAUGAUCGAGGAUGGAGAUCAGAACUACUGGAUAUGA